UUCCCAAGUGCCUGCCCCGAGCCUCGCGUCCUAAGCCCCGCAGCUCCCGGCAAGAUGCGCCGCCUCCGCCGGAGCCCGGGAAGCGCUCGGGCGAAGAGGAGGAGCCAAGGGCACCGAGCGGGUGGAGUCCUGAGCUGGUGAGCGGUAGAGGCGGAUUUCCUGGGCCCGGCACUCUGGGGCUACCAUGGCGUUUGCCAAGGGUCACCGGGAUCCCUACGCGACCUCCGUGGGCCACCUGAUAGAAAAAGCUACAUUUGCUGGAGUUCAGACUGAAGAUUGGGGCCAGUUCAUGCACAUCUGUGACAUAAUUAACACUGCCCAGGAUGGACCAAAAGAUGCAGUAAAAGCUUUGAAGAAGAGGAUUUCCAAAAACUACAAUCAUAAAGAAAUCCAACUUACCUUAUCACUUAUUGACAUGUGCAUGCAGAACUGUGGUCCAAGUUUCCAGUCUUUGAUUGUGAAGAAGGAAUUUGUGAAAGAUGGUCUGGUUAAGCUACUGAAUCCCAGAUACACCUUGCCAUUAGAUAUUCAGAACAGAAUCUUGAAUUUCAUCAAGACCUGGUCACAGGGUUUCCCAGGAGGUGUGGAUGUAGGUGAAGUGAAAGAAGUGUAUCUCGACCUGCUAAAGAAAGGUGUUCACUUUCCUCCCUCAGAUGCAGAAGCUGAAACAGCACAACAGGAGCCGGCUCAGAUCUCAUCACACUCACCAGUAUCUGUCCCUUCCGCACCGGCUCUGCCUUCUGUCGUUGCUCCCAAGACCUCGACUAUUACAUUGGUCCCAGAACAGAUUGGAAAAUUGCUCAGUGAAUUAGAUAUGGUGAAAAUGAAUGUGAGAGUGAUGUCUGCCAUACUGAUGGAGAAUACUCCUGGAUCUGAAAACCAUGAAGACAUAGAACUUCUCCAGAAACUUUACAAGACGGGUCGGGAGAUGCAGGAAAGGAUCAUGGACCUGCUUGUGGUUGUGGAGAAUGAAGAUGUAACUGUUGAACUAAUUCAAGUGAAUGAGGAUUUGAAUAAUGUCAUCCUUGGAUAUGAGAGGUUUACUCGAAACCAGCAAAGGAUCUUGGAGCAAAAUGGAAACCAGAUGGAAGCCACCAAUACUACCAGUGAACCUUCUGCCCCAUCUCGUGAUCUCCUGGACCUAAGUCCCAGCCCUCCGAUGCCUAGGACCAUGCCAGGAGAGCUCAACACCGUGAAUGCUCAGCUUUCAGACUUAAGUUUCAGAUCUCCGAGUCCUGUUGUAACAAACAACGUGAAACCUAGUCUUUAUCCACAGAUGGAUUUGCUAGCUUCGGAAAAUACAGAAGUACCCCUGUUUACCCAAAGGACCAGCCAAAACCUCACCUCGAGGCAAACGUAUGAAAAUUUUUCAGAACAUUCGAAUUCAGUAUUACUACAGCCAGUCAGUCUACACAGUGCCACAGCAACACCAUCAACCCAGAGGCUGCCACGCUUGCCCAGCAAUCACCCAGCGAUGACAAAGAAUGAUCUCCAGCCACACAAUUACUACGAAGUAAUGGAGUUUGAUCCCUUAGCGCCUGCUGUCACUGAAGAAACUAUUUAUGAAGAAAUUGAUGCUCACCUCAAAGGAAAUCAGUCAUAGUAGCUGUUGAGGUGAAAGUGGAUGCCAACUCCCUAAAGGUAGACCCUGACUUUGAGGCAUGGAAGAAAGACCAACCAACAUGUCAAAGGCACAAUGCAACAUUUCUUCUCUGCUAUAAUGAAGUUUAAACAGAACAGUAACAGGUCUUGCUAGCAUUUUUGAUUCUUGACAACAGCUCAGGAUUUAUUUCAAUAGAACUUGGUUGUAGCAGAUACUCACUUAAAACCCAGUGGAAGAAAAUUACUGAGUGCUUAGGCCAGCCAGUUUAAUUUCAGUAUCUUGUUUCAUAGGCCUUCAUUUCGAAAAGAAAUCAUCACAUAGCUGUGAUAAGAGUAGAUGAAGAUGAUUUUACUACAGAUUAAUUCUGAAUAGAUGUAAGCUUGAAAUGUGAGACACUAAAUGUAUUAUUCAGGAAGAACACUGAGUGCCUUUAUUUACAUAAAAUUGAAUGUAAAACUCAAUUUGCACUACUUUAUAAAAACAAUACUUUUGUUUAUAAUUAUGAUUUGUAAAAAGUCUUGAUGAUUGUAGUUUAAUUACAUUUCAGGUAUCCUGAACAAGUCAAGCAGACUCUGCAUUGGGUGGUCUUUAAAUGUUAAAUGUUUUCUUUUUUCUUUCUUUUCUACUAUAAUGUAACAUUUCUAUUUGGAACAACUACUGGAAAAUAUUCAGAAUAAAUUGUACAUCUAUUUACACAAACUACAAUGACAAAUUACUAUUAAAAUAUUUUAAUACAUCUUUUUUUACAGAGUUUGUUCCCAGAAUUUUUGAUGACAGUAAAUCUUCAUAAUCCCACCCUUACAUUGGAACUAUGAUAGUUAAUGCUAGCAGCCUAGUAAAUGUGCAGUUGGACUUCAAAAGUACAUAGAAAAUGUGUAUUAUGAAAAUACUAUGCAUAGAUUUCAAAAGGUUCUUGCACCAAAAUAAACUCACACUUUAAUUCAUUUUUCAUGAACUUCUUGCAGUCCCUUCAUAUUUAUGCAUCUGAUUUCAAUUUCAUGAAAUCACAAUUCCAAAGUAAAUAACUGUUCAGUAUGCUCAAUAUAAGUAGCCCUAGACCUUGAAUUAAAAAAAAAAAAAA
This is a messenger RNA of Tupaia belangeri chinensis (Chinese tree shrew), 2684 nucleotides long. RefSeq names its product target of myb1 like 1 membrane trafficking protein (gene TOM1L1). The transcript is spliced from 16 exons. Gene Ontology annotation, cellular component: membrane; endosome. Gene Ontology annotation, biological process: signal transduction. Bases 185 to 1603 code for a protein of 472 amino acids. Gene Ontology annotation, molecular function: clathrin binding; ubiquitin binding; phosphatidylinositol binding. NCBI's taxonomy places the organism in Eukaryota, Metazoa, Chordata, Mammalia, Scandentia, Tupaiidae. The record is from RefSeq and is a predicted model, not a curated record.